Pseudomyrmex gracilis is the source of this 1779-nucleotide messenger RNA. It is a transcript of the gene Mad, whose product is annotated as max dimerization protein 1-like. Bases 179 to 925 code for a protein of 248 amino acids. Lineage: Eukaryota; Metazoa; Arthropoda; Insecta; Hymenoptera; Formicidae. The transcript is spliced from 7 exons. Gene Ontology annotation, biological process: regulation of transcription by RNA polymerase II. The record is from RefSeq and is a predicted model, not a curated record. Gene Ontology annotation, molecular function: RNA polymerase II cis-regulatory region sequence-specific DNA binding; DNA-binding transcription factor activity, RNA polymerase II-specific; protein dimerization activity.
UCGUGACGUGUGUGAGUGUGCGUGCGGCGUGUGGGAGCGCGUUGCCGGAGAAGCAAGAGGUGCGCUAGUGCGCCGUUGCUUGUGGAGGGGGAGGAGAGUGUAGUAGGAGAACAACAACGUGGUGGACGAGUGUUAAGCGUGAACGGAAGCCACCAGGAUUACGCCAAAUCGAGGAAAUAUGAGCAUUGCUGCCCUACUGGAAGCCGCCGAGUACAUUGAACGAAGGGAAAGAGAAGCUGAACAUGGCUACGCUUCAACUAUGCCAAUAUCCGAUGAUAUGCGGACGAUUACAAAGAGGCCAAAGACGAAGAAGUCUCAAGGCAGCAGAACGACUCAUAACGAGCUAGAGAAAAAUAGGAGAGCUCACCUUAGAACUUGUCUCGAAAAGCUCAAGUUGUUGGUACCACUUGGGCCCGAAACGUCAAGACACACCACGUUAGGCCUUUUGACCAAGGCUAAGCGUUUUAUUAAGAGUCUGGAGGACCGCGAGCGCAAAAACACCUUACACAAGGAACAGCUGUCGCGUGAGCAGAGGUAUCUGAAACGGCGACUCGAGCAGCUGGCGAGCCAGACCGGCUCCUACGGUUUCCAUGUUCUUCACAAUUUCCACGGACUUAGCACGAGUGCGCCGAGCAGCUCCUCCACCGCCGCCGCCGCUGCUGCAGCUUCAGCAGUGAUGUUAUCGAAACGGCGCAGUAUCUCCGAGUGCUCUCUCGGUACUGCGUCGACUAGCUCCGCUGGAAGCUGCAGGAACUCGGACAGGUCUACGGGUAGUCCGUCUGUUUCGGAGUCCGAUGAAGUUGACGUAAUUGGUUACACUAGCAACCAAUCGGACACUGACGAUCACAGUAGCGUACAGAGUAGUUGUGAUAGCGGUGUCGCAAUGUCCACCUCCAUUCUUUCCGAGAUGAUGGACAAUCUUUAGAUAAACAUGCGGCGCGAUGAAAGAAGUGACUGAAGAAAAAAAAAGAGAACACAACAAGGGAGGGGAAGAUACAGCGAAAAGAAGAUCCAUCAAGGCGUAUGAAAAUUGACGGCGUGUGCGAGAUAUCAUAUAUAUUCUAACAUAUAUAUAUAUAUAUGUGUGUGUAUGUGUGUGUAUAUAACACACAUAUACGUAUGUAUAUAAUACAUUUAAAUUUAGUAGUCAUAAAAUUUUGUCCUUCCAAAAUGGUCUGGUUUAACAAAGCAAAGUUUCGAAGAAAAACAAAAAGUUCUUCAGGCGUUGCUUGAGUUUUAGAGAAUGGAAGAGAGAUUUCAAAUAUCGGAAAAUAAAUUCGGAUAAAGCUCGAUUCACACGUUAUUACGCGUUGUGGCAACGUUGCGUCACGUCGAAAUAUUCUUUGAGACAUUAACGCUGCAUUACAGCAACGUUCGCGAACCGUUACAGGCCAUUUACGACCGAUCGUCAUAGUCCGAGUUCAAGUUUAUCUUAUGAAAUUAUAUCAACCGUUUCUUUGAAACCGUUCGUUUGAAGAGAAACUUAAGACGAGAUCUUAAAUAGAAGUUCCGACUAUGAAUAUCGGCCUGGUGUGAAAAAAUUUGAUGGUUCGUUGACGUGACGGCGACGUGACGUUUCCUAAAGUGUGAAUCGAUUUUACCGCAGAUCAUAAUGCAGAAGAGAAAAAAAACACCAUUCUGUUAUAUCAGUUAUAGCAUGCAAUAUGAAAAAAGAAAAAGAAAGGUCUUCGAUAUCUUUAUUGAAAUCUGCAAUCCGAGGAAGACUAAAUCGAAAGAAAACAUGUAGCAAUUAAUCCGCAAAAAAAAAAAAAAAAAAAA